AUGGGCUCUCGGUCCUUUCUUGAUCGCUUUAAUUCCCGUCGCGAACCACCAAUCUUACCUCUUCACAAAUCUCCGAAACGGUCGCCUAGUGAACAUCAGCUUAGCACGCUAGAUCCUCGGCCCGACGACGCCUCGUCAGUAGAUGAGGAUCUGCCCAAGGCUUGGCUGGAUGAGUACGAUGAACCUUCAACGUCUCGUGGGCUAUCGCCAAACUCGUGGCGCGACACCGCUAGCACGACCAUGUCAGCGUCCAAGAUGAAGCCACAGCCCAUGUUUGCUGGUCCCCCGCCGCCGAUAACAGCGUCGAUGUUGAUAAUGAAGGACCCAAUCCGGGUAGACCCUGCUGCUGGCGGCCCAGUCCGCUACAGAAACACUCCAUACAGUCUCCUUGGAGGGAGUCCUACUGAAGCUAAUAGCCUACUCCUUGAGCAUAGGCGUAAAGCUGCUGCGCAAAACUCUGAUUCGAUCUGGCGAGGCUUCGCUAGGCAAGAGAAGGCCCUGGAAAGAGAGGUUCAGGUAUUGCUUGAUCAGCAGGCUAUUGCCUUGGCAGCCGGAUCUGGAAUCGAGAACGAUGCCUUUAGCACGGGCAGUAGUACGCCUACUGGCACAUUUUACUCGACCAAAAGUUACAAAUCAAGGGCGGCCCUCUCUCUAUACAUUCCCCCUAGGGUAACUCGAGAUGGAAAUGUGAUUCCAACCAGACAACCGGCAAACGACCAGCCUCCAGGAUUGAAGUCUACCAGACAAGAUCUCCGAAAGCUAAUAGCAUCUAUGACGAGUCUUAAAGAUGAUGAGAAUGCUCACAUAGAAGACGCCUUGAACCAACGAACAAACGCUCUCCGACAUCUAAGCCGGCUGAGUGCUAAAAAAUCCAAGUUAGAAGCAGAACUACAAAGUUUAGCGGAAAAUAGCGAUGAACCGCUAGCGAGGGAGCUCUGGGUGCUGGAUACGGAGCAUCAUGCUCUGGGGGAAGAGAUUCAGCUUCUCGAGGCGAAACUAGCACGUAUGCGAACCAGACACCGCCUUCUGAAAGAGAGGAUGGAUAAUAUCAGGAACAAACGAGAGGCAGGACUGAGUGGGUACUACGGCGCUUUAAAUGAAGUGACCUCUGAAGCGAGAGCAUUCAUACAGCAACCUCCGAUUCAGCCACUAGAUCCAGAUCUAUUGCGGUACGGGGGCGAGGCUGAAGGAGACCCGGCUGCCUCAGGGGGCGCAGAGUUCAUGCGACUCAUCCCCGAGAGACGAACGCUGGCGAUGGCAAGGUCAUGGUGGUUAGCAGAGGUCGAGGUAUUGAAACGCUGCAAAGCGCAUAUGGACCAAGACCGUCAAGCGUUGGAAGAAGGGGCCCAAGUCUGGGACAAAGUUACGCAGCUGGUCUCUAAAUUCGAAUCAGAUCUGCGACAAGCAAUGCAAACCGGUACUCCAUCUUCUUCAGUGAAAGGGAAAGAGAAAAUGCUUUCGCAGGAAGAAAUUAUUUCGGAUCAACUUUCUCGAAUGAAGGAAGUUAUUGCGCAGCUGGAGAUAUAUAUGCAACAGUCUGAAGAAAAGAACUGGAAUCUUUUGAUUUGUGUUAUUGGCGCAGAGCUAGAGGCUUUUAAAGACGGGUAUGAUGCCCUCGAGAGCAUGGCCAAUGCUCCCGAAGAGAAACCUCCCAAUGACGACGAAGACACAUCCACAGACGCAGAAAAAAAUGGCCAGUCUACACAGCAAGAUAACCACCCGGCUGACGAAGAAAGCGACAACGAAGUGCCCCCAGAUCUAUUUGGCGGCCCUCCCCCUGACCAUGACGAAGGCGACGAGCAUCAUUCCGCAGAGAGCAUUGAUGGAGGGACGCUGCGUAGGUACGACAGCGAGAAUGAAGUGCCACCUGAAUUUCUGGUAGAGCACGUUUAA
Molecule: messenger RNA, 1893 nt
Organism: Trichoderma asperellum CBS 433.97
Lineage: Eukaryota; Fungi; Ascomycota; Sordariomycetes; Hypocreales; Hypocreaceae
Source: RefSeq, a predicted model, not a curated record